This is a messenger RNA of Brenthis ino (lesser marbled fritillary), 333 nucleotides long. Lineage: Eukaryota; Metazoa; Arthropoda; Insecta; Lepidoptera; Nymphalidae. The record is from the annotation of a GenBank genome assembly.
AUGCACAGCGAGCGCACCUAUAGGAAAUUAAGAACCGGUCCCGCACUCCAAUCGACCUGGCGACAUGGCGGCGACACUCCGGUGCCGAUAAGAAUUCGAUUCGAAAGCGGCAAUCCACCACAGCGAUUAAUUUACUGCUGCUUUCUCCAGCCUCUUGGUAAAACUCGCCCGAACCCAAGCCGACAGCCGAGGUUCGACUUCGACUUGAUAAAUAUGCAGGCAUGCGGCGACCGCGUGUCGACUCCGCUUAGCGCUCAAAUGUUCAAGCGUCGCGGCGAUAACCCGCGCGAUAGCCCGGCGACCCUUCUAGAGCAAAAACAAUGCGAUACUGAC